CGGCUAACUUCACUAUAGUUUACAUCAGUUUACAUUGGUACGAGAAGCACGCAUCGAGAUAACCUCAAAGUUUGCACGUGCGUUUGAAUACAAGAAUAACAGAAGACGAUGGGUAAAGUAAAGACUGAGGAGAAUUUGGAUAAUUCCGUUGCCGAUGUUUCCAUGAAGGAGGAGGGCAGCUACGAAUCGAAGCUGAAGCAUGUGAGCAUCAUUGCGAAACCCAUGGCCUCGAAGAAACUCACAAAGAAAUGCUACAAACUCAUCAAAAAAGCUGUCAAACAUAAAACUUAUGUGAGGAACGGUCUGAAGGACGUGCAGAUGAGGAUACGCAAGGGAGAGAAGGGUCUGGUGAUCUUCGCAGGAGACGUUACUCCUGUGGACAUAAUGUGUCAUCUUCCGGCCGUCUGCGAGGAAAAGGAUAUACCUUACUGCUUCACCCCAAGUCGCACGGAUCUCGGAGCUGCAUUGGGCGCGAAAAGGGGAUGUCUGAUGGUCCUUGUGCGGGAGAACGAGGAAUACAAAGAGGCCUACGACGAAUGCAAAGCGGAACUCAAAAAUUUGGCCGUCGAACUGUAAAGAGCUGAGGGAUGAGAGGAGAACGUUAAUUUUUAGGUAUAUUUACGCGUUUAUUUACAGUAUUUGUAUUUACUGUAC
Molecule: messenger RNA, 654 nt
Organism: Nicrophorus vespilloides
Lineage: Eukaryota; Metazoa; Arthropoda; Insecta; Coleoptera; Silphidae
Product: H/ACA ribonucleoprotein complex subunit 2-like protein
Exons: 2
Coding region: 109-576 (155 amino acids)
Biological process (GO): snRNA pseudouridine synthesis; rRNA pseudouridine synthesis
Cellular component (GO): box H/ACA snoRNP complex
Molecular function (GO): box H/ACA snoRNA binding
Source: RefSeq, a predicted model, not a curated record